GUAGUCCAUUGAGGCCUGAGAGCUCCUUGGCUGCGGAUUCUAAAUGCCCCCUCCUUAAACUGCAAAUCCCAGAAUGCAACAGUAGGAGGCAGCCGGAGCAGCUAAAGUGAGAUUGCCAAUGAUAUGCACAGUUGAAAUAAAGCAAUUUCUGCAUUGCUCCAAGUUUUAAAAUCCCAUUAUCUUCUCAUCAGGAAAAAGGCGCAUCAUUCAGAAUCAUUCAGUUAGGAGAACUGUCUUCUGUGCUUUUGAAAAGAACAACACUGGAACAAAUGUUUGAAAAAGUACAUUGGUACCAAAGGAGUAGACUAUGCAAAAGUGCCAACUUUUGACAUUUGAUCAUUGGAUUUCCUGAAAACAUGAUCAUUCAGUCUUCUCUGAAGAAAUGUUUCCCGCUGUACUAUGUUCUCAAAGUCCCACAUGCUGGUUUCAAGCAUGCAUCAAGGGGAGGGCUGAUCAUACAGUCUGCUUCCCAGGACAUUUAUGAGAAUUUGGCGUUGGAAGAUUGGAUCCAUGAUAAUAUGGAUUUAGAGAAGAGACAAGUUCUUUUCCUGUGGAGAAAUUCGUCUGCCGUGGUGAUUGGCAGACAUCAGAAUCCCUGGCAGGAAUGCAAUCUCAAAUUCAUGAGACAGAAAGGCAUAAAACUAGCUCGAAGAAGAAGCGGGGGAGGCACAGUUUACCACGAUCCUGGCAAUAUCAAUCUUACUUUCUUUACCAACAGGAAGAAAUAUGAAAGAAUGGACAAUUUAAAAUUGGUCGUUAAAGCUUUAAAAGCCCUGCGGCCCCAAUUAGACGUACAAGCAACUGAAAGGUAUGAUCUCUUGUUAAAUGGGAUUUUUAAAAUUUCAGGAACGGCUGCAAAACUAGGGAGGGCUGCAGCUUACCAUCACUGCACCUUGCUAUGCAGCGCUGAUAAAUUUGUUUUAUCAACUGUGCUAAAGAGUCCUUAUAAUGGAAUCAAAAGCAAUGCAACUCCAAGCGUACCUGCCUUGGUGAAAAACCUCUUUGAGGAAGAUUCAACAUUAAACUGUGAAAUGCUCAUGGAUGCCAUUGCUGCAGAAUAUGCUUCACACCAUCAAAUUAAAAACCAUAUCAUCCUAAUAAACCCAGCUGAUGAAACAGAAUUCCCUGGAAUUAAUAAUAAAGCCAGAGACCUGCAAGCCUGGGAUUGGUUGUAUGGCAAAACACCAAAGUUCAGCAUUAGCAGAUCUCUUAACAUAGCACAUGAAGAAUGUCAUGUUGAAAUUAAGAUAAAUAUGGAGGUAAAAAAUGGCAAAAUUGAAACUUGCAGUAUUGAUGUGCCUCACUUUUGGUUGCCACCAACCAUGUGUGAUGAACUAAACAAUUAUCUUAUUGGCAGCAAAUUCUGUCCCAGUGAAACCUCUGCAGUGGCAACUGCUUUGCUGAGAACAUGUACAGAUUACAAGUUACACAGCAAGUGGAAUAUUUUAUGUGAGAAAUUAGUUGCCUUAAUGUAACAUAUGUGACAGUUUCAUUCUUGAUCAUCUCUACUGUCCAGCAGAAGGUUGUUCUGGCACAAGAUUUUUUAUGAUCUAUUUGAUUUCAAUUUAUGAUUAUGAUCUAAUAAAUUAUAGUGAAGUAAUAAAUUGUUUAACAAAAGAAAAAUCUGAUCACGAAUAAACCUCUUGUUAAGACUAGCCAAACAAAAAGAAGGGCUGAAAUGUCU
This is a messenger RNA of Sceloporus undulatus (fence lizard), 1684 nucleotides long. It is a transcript of the gene LIPT1, whose product is annotated as lipoyltransferase 1. Gene Ontology annotation, cellular component: cytoplasm; mitochondrion. The record is from RefSeq and is a predicted model, not a curated record. Gene Ontology annotation, biological process: protein lipoylation. The transcript is spliced from 2 exons. The coding region runs from base 357 to 1475 and encodes 372 amino acids. Gene Ontology annotation, molecular function: lipoyltransferase activity. Lineage: Eukaryota; Metazoa; Chordata; Lepidosauria; Squamata; Phrynosomatidae.